This is a messenger RNA of Aspergillus nidulans FGSC A4, 2706 nucleotides long. Its product is annotated as DEAD/DEAH box helicase. The transcript has 10 exons. Lineage: Eukaryota; Fungi; Ascomycota; Eurotiomycetes; Eurotiales; Aspergillaceae. Gene Ontology annotation, molecular function: nucleotide binding; hydrolase activity; 3'-5' DNA helicase activity. The coding region runs from base 1 to 2706 and encodes 901 amino acids. The record is from RefSeq and is a predicted model, not a curated record.
AUGUCUGCUCACAGAGCUAUCCAGAACAGUGGCUUUCAGACGUCAGUCGAUAUCGCCCGCCAGCAGCCGUUUGCCGUAGCCCCGCUGGCGGGCCAGAAACGGCCCCCCAGCGGCGCUCUAAACGAGGAUACAGAUAAUCCCAGUUCUCAUGCAAUAAAUGGGACCUCACGUCAGAAUCUGCCUAAUGGCCAAGGAUUGGAUUUUACCCGGCCUCAAGUGCAUCUACCGAAGAGCCGUUUGAUUGCUAGUGAGAUAUGUACUGUUGCAGGUUCUGAGAAUGAACAGAAACCACGACCAGAAGAUCCGUCAAAGUCUCAAGGUUCCCUUCAGUCGCUGAAUGACCCUAAAUUCGGACUGCCUCCAGCUCUGGUGGCCAACUUUGCUGCUGCCGGUGUCACCAGCAUCUACCAAUGGCAGGCAUCAUGCUUGCUUGGUGAAGGCCUCCUGAAAGGGAAGCGGCAUCUAAUCUAUACGGCACCCACGGGCGGUGGGAAGUCGCUUGUGGCUGAUGUUCUGAUGCUGAAGCGGAUCAUCGAGAACCCUACGCGCAAAGCGAUUCUGGUCCUCCCGUACGUGGCCUUGGUCCAAGAGAAACUUAAGUGGCUCCGGCGCAUAGUCCAAGAUGUUGAAAAAUACACCGUUGACGAUGAACACCCCGACGCGAGUCAUCACCGUUGGAGGAAAAUGCAGAAAUCUAUUCGCAUUUCGGGUUUCUUUGGAGGGAGCAAAACUACCGCCUCUUGGGAGGAUACAGACAUUGCAGUUUGCACCAUUGAAAAGGCGAACUCAUUGAUCAACACUGCUAUUGAGGAAUGCAGUAUUGGAGAACUGGGGGCAGUCGUGUUGGAUGAAUUGCAUAUGCUUGACGACGAGAAUCGAGGAUACUUGUUGGAACUGAUGGUGACCAAGCUGCUUCUACUGCAGCAGGAUAUUCAGAUCAUUGGAAUGAGCGCUACCAUCUCGGUCAAGAAUACGGAGCUGUUGGCAGACUGGAUUAAUGCUAGAUACUUUGUAUCAACCUAUCGUCCAGUGCCCGUGGACGAAUAUCUUAUCUAUGAUAAUGCGAUCUACCCAGCCGCGACUUCGAGACAGCUCUUUCAGACAAUCUCGAAGCUGACAGCCACAGGAGGACCCUUCUUGAGCGAGGCCGUGCCUCCCCAGCGCACAAUCAAACCUUCUGCCUUCAGGGAAUUAUCUAACCCGAUGUCAAACGCAAUGGUAGCUAUGGCAAUCGAUACGGUCACUGCAGGAUACGGUGCUCUGGUGUUCUGUGGCAGUAGAGUAGCCUGUCAAGUCCACGCUGCGCUCAUAAGCGAGGCAAUGCCUGAUCCAGGUACGCUUGGCGCAGAGGAUCUGGGUAAGCGACUCGACCUGCUGGCAGAGCUUCGCAGUCUUCCCAGCGGACUGGAUCCGGCUCUGGAGAAAACCCUCAUCAAAGGCGUGGGAUUCCACAACGCAGGGAUGACGACCGAAGAGCGUGAAGCCAUUGCACAGGCAUAUGAUCAAGGUGUUCUAAAGGUGCUGGUUGCCACCUGCAGUCUCGCUGCUGGCGUCAACCUUCCGGCGAGAAGAGUAAUCAUAAAUGGAGCACGCAUGGGCCGUGAACUAGUUGGGCCAGCAAUGUUGCGCCAAAUGUGCGGUCGAGCCGGCCGCAAAGGCAAAGAUGAGGCGGGUGAGACAUACCUUAUUGUCGGAAAAUCUGAUCUCCAGGCUGUUUGCGACCUUCUGGAGGCCGAUAUGCCAGCAAUUGAAAGUUGUUUGGCGCCGGAAAAGAGAGGACUGAAACGAGCACUCUUGGAGGCAAUUGCAACCGGUCUUGUCUCAGGCGUUGCCGCCAUCAAAGAAUAUGUGAAAUGUACCCUUUUAUAUCGGACUGUUGAUAAGAAGCUGUCGUACAGCAUCAUGGACUCAGCCCUUCAAGAGCUGGCAGAAGAAAAGCUCAUUCAACUGAAUGAAGACGAGUCUUAUGUAGCCACUCAGCUUGGACAAGCCGUGGUUGCUUCUGCCUUUGCGCCAGAUGACGGUCUUUUCAUGUAUGAGGAGCUGAAGCGAGCGCUCCAGGCUUUCGUGAUGGACGGCGACAUGCAUGUUUUCUACAUGUUUACUCCGCUCCAAGCCGCGGCACAGACUCAGAUUGAUUGGCCAACAUUCAGGGACUUAUUGGAUACCCUGGAUGACAGUGGUAUACGCGCUUUGCAGUUUGUUGGAGUAAACCCUGGCUUUGUGAACUCAAUGGUUCAAAGUGGUGCAUCACUGAAAGAGGACACCCCGGAACAAGUGACUCAAGCAAGGAUAUAUCGGCGCGCAUAUACAGCCUUCCAGCUCCGUGAUCUCAGCAACGAGGUUCCAUUACCUGUGAUUUCAAGUCGGUACAAGAUUCCCCGUGGAACAAUCCAGACUCUAGCGCAGCAGUGUCAUGGAUUCGCCGCGGGAAUAGUGAAGUUUUGUCAGCGCAUGGGCUGGGGCUGGACGGCAAGGUUACUUCGCGACAAUGGAUUUCGGAACCUGAGAGCAUUAGCUGAGGCCGAUCCCAAGGAUGUUGUACCCGUAUUGAAGAUGGUUAAUCCUCGUAAGACCCAGCGAAACCAGCUUCACCCAACUGAAGCUGAGCGCUACGCUGGGAAGUUACUCGCUAAAGCAGAGGUCAUUGUCGCAUCGGCUAAUAGGAUUUGGGAACGAGAAAUGCAGGUUGAUCUGGAUGAGUGA